AUGGCCAACUUCCUCGCCUCCAUCUUCGGCACGGAGCAGGACAAAGUCAACUGCUCCUUCUACUACAAGAUCGGCGCGUGCCGCCACGGCGACCGCUGCAGCAGGAAACACGUGAAGCCGUCGUACUCGCAGACGAUCCUGCUACCAUCCCUAUACCAGAACCCCGCGCACGACACGCGAGCGCGCCUAACACCCGAGCAAUGCGCGAACCACUUCGACGCCUUCUACGAGGACCUAUGGUGCGAGCUGUGCCGGUACGGAGAGCUAGAGGAGCUGGUCGUGUGCGACAACACGAACGACCACCUGGUGGGCAACGUGUACGCGCGGUUCAAGUACGAGGACUCGGCGCAGAAGGCGUGCGACGAGCUUAACUCCCGCUGGUACGCCGGCCGCCCCGUCUACUGCGAGCUCAGCCCCGUCACCGACUUUAGGGAGGCCUGCUGCCGGCUGAACAGCGGCGAGGGCUGCGUCCGCGGCGGCUUCUGCAACUUCAUCCAUCGCAAGAAUCCCUCCCCCGAGCUCGAGCGCGACUUGACCCUGUCUACGAAGAAGUGGCUCAAGAUGAGGGGCCGCGACGAGAAGAGCGUUAGUCGUAGCCCGAGCCCGGAGCCCACGCGGAAGCGGUAUUAA
Molecule: messenger RNA, 630 nt
Organism: Daldinia childiae
Lineage: Eukaryota; Fungi; Ascomycota; Sordariomycetes; Xylariales; Hypoxylaceae
Product: Splicing factor U2AF 23 kDa subunit
Exons: 1
Coding region: 1-630 (209 amino acids)
Biological process (GO): mRNA splicing, via spliceosome
Cellular component (GO): spliceosomal complex; U2AF complex
Molecular function (GO): pre-mRNA 3'-splice site binding; metal ion binding
Source: RefSeq, a predicted model, not a curated record